Symbiodinium natans is the source of this 4926-nucleotide messenger RNA. NCBI's taxonomy places the organism in Eukaryota, Dinophyceae, Suessiales, Symbiodiniaceae. The record is from the annotation of a GenBank genome assembly.
AUGACCCGGUUCGGGGGUAUGCUGCAGCUGGAGGAUCUUCGGCGUCACGGAGAGUCGGAUGGGCACAUUCGGAGCUUGGAGAAGCUGGGACAGCCAGCUGCAUCGCCCGGGGGGAGCGAGGAGGACAAGGCAGUGCCGACACCAGCGCAAGUGCGCCUGGCGCUUGAAGUCCUGCGGAUGCCUAGCAGCGCGCAGGGUAGGUCCUACGAAGCUCGGUGCGAACUGGCGGGGCGAGCCGAUUGCAGGAACUUUCCUGCGGGUCGCUCCUGCGCGACCGAGCACGCGCGAAUCAUCAGGACAGUUGCAGAGGUGUACACUGUGGAUGGCGAAAAAGCUGAGGGACUGGCUGGGCGCUUUGCUGCCGCCACAGGCUCAGAUGGAAGCGGUUCACCGCCAGCAGCGUGUACCAGCCUCGCAGCCAAGGUACUGACGCCCAGCAACAUUCGGCUGCUUGCACUGACGACGGAGUGGCUCAGCUUGGUGUCUCCAUUCGUUCAUGAGUACGACAGGGGCGCCGCAAAGUCAGAGUCCGCGCCGACCUCUUCCACAGCUCGCAUAUCCAACUGCUCCAGGUUGUGCGAGAAUCUGAAGCAGGACGCUGUAGACUCACUUGUGCGGAUGCUGCGUUCCAAUGAAUUACUGCUUGGGUUCACACAGGAUCUCAAUCGCACCUUUGCCUUCAAGUCCUUGGACGGCUCCACCGCCCAACGGCCUCUGGUUCUCAAUAGCAAUUACACGUCCGGGUACCUUCAGAUAGCCGAGCAGCAGAUGAAAGCUUUGAGCAGCAGCUCGGACAUUGCCGUGUACCAGGAUGGUCGCCUAUUGUUUCACUACGAAGGCGUGCCCGACGAAGAGUAUGCUGCUCUGCUGGCGCCCGAAUUGGGGUCCAUCAAGAACGUGUCGGACUUGUUUCUCGAGUCCGUGGAGACUUGGCAUCAAGCUGGUGUUGGGUCUGCUCUGAGCCCCUUCGACGUGGUCUGGUGGACGGCCAACAGAUCAGACUCCACCCUGCCCGAGGUGUUGGAUCCUUUGGCCAAGCUGCUGCAGCUGGACACACACGUGCUGCGCGAAGAGUACCUCGUCGCACGACCCACGGCGGUCUUUCUUGCCAGGUCUGAGAGAGCCUACUGGCCCACGACUAUGCAGCGCUUUGAUCGGUUGAAAUCACUGAAAGUUCGCUUCAUGCUAGCAAUCUUCGAUGCCACUUCGGAGAUCGAGACCAGCUUUAGCACACUGCGGCUGUUUUCAGGCUCCAUCAAGGCCAGUAUGUCAGAGGAAAACAGGAAUUGCUAUCUGAAAGUCUUCUGCGACUGCCCGGACCUGGACAAGGUGGUUUUUUUCUCAAAGGGCAAUUACCAGCCAUCCAGUCUUGGUUUCAAAAUCCUGGACAAGUACCGGAAGCUUUAUGGUGGGCAAGGUCGGAACACGAGACGGGACCGACUUCCACGAAAGUCCUUCUGCUCGAGGCUGAAAUCCAAGGGCUUGGCGUCUUUCCAGAGACAGCGGGACGCACAGCGGCGUUCGCUGCAGCAGCCAGAUGCCGAGGAAGGUCUGGAAGACCUUCAGCAAGUCGUUGACUCCGCAGCAAGACGGCGUGCCUCUCCUAAGCAAGAGAAGCUGCGGGCAAUACUUCAGGCAAAAGCUGCGGAGCUCAAACAGGACUUCGUUCAUGGUCCCGGUCAUGGCAUUGCCGCCAAGUUGUCAGAGCAUGAAAGGAACGUGCUAAAGGACAAAGAGAAGCUCCAGAGGAUAGAGAUGAGACAAUUGCACGAGCAGUUGGAAGAACUAGCCCCGGGACCCUGCACAUUCGUCAUCCUCGGUUCCUGUGUCCAUUUGAAGACGCGUGCGAAGAAGCAGCUGGCCCGGGUAUCUUCGUUUGCAGGUUCUGUGUUCUACAGUGCCUCGGAGUUCUUGAAUGGCGUAAGCCAGGAGGUUGCCAUGGACUGCAAGCGGCUCGUGUGGGUGUGCGUGGAGCCGGAAACCUUCCAAAAGGUUUUGGGGCCCCAGAAUGGCGUCGAGAUUCCUGCGGCCGACGCCCAGGGAGAGUGUUGGAAGGAGGUUUCAAUCAUCCUGGCGACUCGCGUGCUUGGCGGGUAUGUCGCCAGUGGGCAAUGGCCGAGUCUACUUGCCAACCGACAGGACGCCUCUGUCCCCUCCCCGAUCAUCAGGCUUGGGGCAGCAUACGCCCAGCCGCACAACAUUUACAUGUCCAAGCUGCCGGAAAAGCUGAAAGGAUGUCUGAACCACCUCGAUGCCAUCCUGCGAGGUGGCCCCGAACAAGGGCAUGUGCGCUGGGUUCUGCGAGGCAGCAAGAAAGAGCCGCGCAAAACAGCCCUCAUUCCGGUUUGGAAGGAUGCGGCAUCGAAGCAGAAGAGGUUCACUGUUGGUUUGCUCCUAGAGGUUUGGGUCCUGGCGAUGUCAAGGCGCAGGUCCGGCGCCAAGAAGCCCGAGGCCGACGCGGCGGGGGCCAUGCCGGCUCCUGCUGAGCCUGAUGCUUGGCGGGAGUUGCGGCAGUGCGUGGAUCGCUUGAAGCAAUCCAAGAUGUGGGUCGAGAGCGGCGCCGAGCCACUCCCGGUGAGCGGCGUGACAGCGCUGGCCGCUGACUGGCGUGGCAGUGACAUUCCACAGGAUGCUUUGUGCAGCAGCUCGGACAUUGCCGUGUACCAGGAUGGUCGCCUAUUGUUUCACUACGAAGGCGUGCCCGACGAAGAGUAUGCUGCUCUGCUGGCGCCCGAAUUGGGGUCCAUCAAGAACGUGUCGGACUUGUUUCUCGAGUCCGUGGAGACUUGGCAUCAAGCUGGUGUUGGGUCUGCUCUGAGCCCCUUCGACGUGGUCUGGUGGACGGCCAACAGAUCAGACUCCACCCUGUUCCUCGUCAGUCGGCAAUGGCAAACUUGCUCUCAUUCCCUGGCCGGUGGCGCCUUGCGCGAGCCUGCACGCACUAAGGCCCGAGGUGUUGGAUCCUUUGGCCAAGCUGCUGCAGCUGGACACACACGUGCUGCGCUGCUGCGCGAAGAGUACCUCGUCGCACGACCCACGGCGGUCUUUCUUGCCAGGUCUGAGAGAGCCUACUGGCCCAUGACUAUGCAGCGCUUUGAUCGGUUGAAAUCACUGAAAGUUCGCUUCAUGCUAGCAAUCUUCGAUGCCACUUCGGAGAUCGAGACCAGCUUUAGCACACUGCGGCUGUUUUCAGGCUCCAUCAAGGCCAGUAUGUCAGAGGAAAACAGGAAUUGCUAUCUGAAAGUCUUCUGCGACUGCCCGGACCUGGACAAGGUGGUUUUUUUCUCAAAGGGCAAUUACCAGCCAUCCAGUCUUGGUUUCAAAAUCCUGGACAAGUACCGGAAGCUUUAUGGUGGGCAAGGUCGGAACACGAGACGGGACCGACUUCCACGAAAGUCCUUCUGCUCGAGGCUGAAAUCCAAGGGCUUGGCGUCUUUCCAGAGACAGCGGGACGCACAGCGGCGUUCGCUGCAGCAGCCAGAUGCCGAGGAAGGUCUGGAAGACCUUCAGCAAGUCGUUGACUCCGCAGCAAGACGGCGUGCCUCUCCUAAGCAAGAGAAGCUGCGGGCAAUACUUCAGGCAAAAGCUGCGGAGCUCAAACAGGACUUCGUUCAUGGUCCCGGUCAUGGCAUUGCCGCCAAGUUGUCAGAGCAUGAAAGGAACGUGCUAAAGGACAAAGAGAAGCUCCAGAGGAUAGAGAUGAGACAAUUGCACGAGCAGUUGGAAGAACUAGCCCCGGGACCCUGCACAUUCGUCAUCCUCGGUUCCUGUGUCCAUUUGAAGACGCGUGCGAAGAAGCAGCUGGCCCGGGUAUCUUCGUUUGCAGGUUCUGUGUUCUACAGUGCCUCGGAGUUCUUGAAUGGCGUAAGCCAGGAGGUUGCCAUGGACUGCAAGCGGCUCGUGUGGGUGUGCGUGGAGGUUUCAAUCAUCCUGGCGACUCGCGUGCUUGGCGGGUAUGUCGCCAGUGGGCAAUGGCCGAGUCUACUUGCCAACCGACAGGACGCCUCUGUCCCCUCCCCGAUCAUCAGGCUUGGGGCAGCAUACGCCCAGCCGCACAACAUUUACAUGUCCAAGCUGCCGGAAAAGCUGAAAGGAUGUCUGAACCACCUCGAUGCCAUCCUGCGAGGUGGCCCCGAACAAGGGCAUGUGCGCUGGGUUCUGCGAGGCAGCAAGAAAGAGCCGCGCAAAACAGCCCUCAUUCCGGUUUGGAAGGAUGCGGCAUCGAAGCAGAAGAGGUUCACUGUUGGUUUGCUCCUAGAGGUUUGGGUCCUGGCGAUGUCAAGGCGCAGGUCCGGCGCCAAGAAGCCCGAGGCCGACGCGGCGGGGGCCAUGCCGGCUCCUGCUGAGCCUGAUGCUUGGCGGGAGUUGCGGCAGUGCGUGGAUCGCUUGAAGCAAUCCAAGAUGUGGGUCGAGAGCGGCGCCGAGCCACUCCCGGUGAGCGGCGUGACAGCGCUGGCCGCUGACUGGCGUGGCAGUGACAUUCCACAGGAUGCUUUGAAUCCGCAGGGCUGCGGCGUGCUCGGAGAUUUGCAGUGGUCGUGCCCCGGUCCAGCCGGCGCCGGGGUGGGCCUGCGUGACAUCUCGGCCAGCCGUGAGUUUUGGUACAAGGGCGACAACCCGCCCGAGCUGCCGGAAACGAUGGUGCUGUUCACAGAUGACAGUGCAAGGCUCGGGUUUAACGUUUCAGGGCUUGAGUUCCAGCCCUGCACACCUAAUAACGUUUCAGGGCUUGGGUUCCAGCCCUGCACACCUAACCAUUGCAGGGGGGACUUGACACCCGUGUCGCGGGUAGUCCAACUUGCUGCCUUCAUCUUUGAGUGGGAUGCGGCAGUGGCAGCCGGCGAGGAGCGAGCCAAGCUGUUCGCUGCGCGUGCAGCCGCUGCUGGGAGAAAGGGUUUAGGCCUACUGCACGAGGGUUGUUUUUAA